AUGGCGACGGAGAGUGCUCCUGCGCCGGGCAGGCCGAAGGCGCCGGGAUUCGCGGACUCGUUCUGGUCCUCAGACUAUGCAGGUGGUCUGGGGGUACUGUUCCAGAAACUCCAGCAAGGCGUCAUCGAGAAUAACCAGAUCCUGACAAUUGCAAGCAUGAGAGCAGAGGCGGAAGAGUUUUACAGUGAUCGGUUAGGAGAUAUUGCGCCUUCUGUGGAUCGGAUGACGGGUGGCUUCGCACGAGAUGACGGCGCAAGCGUUCGAAAGGCUUUCGAAGGGGUCCGAAGUGAGAUGGUAGAAGCCACCAAGAACCACAAGAAGAUCGCCGAUAACAUUCGCGAACUGGUAGUCAACCCUUUCUCCAGAUGGUGCGAUGCGCACGCAACGAGGAUAGCGAAUUCGCAGGAAGAUCUACAGUCCAAAAUCAAGGCACAUGACAGACAGGCGGACUUGGUCAAAAAGCUGCGGAGUCAGUACUUCAACAAAUGCAGGUUGGUGGAGGAUCUCGAAGAGGAGAACAAGUUGGCAUUUCAAGAUCGUGCAACCGGCAGUCCCAAACCACAGAGCCCGCCGCCACCGAAGAUAGUCCUUCCCGAAGACGAACUCGAUGAGAUCCCCGUUGAGAUUGGAGAUGAAACAUACUCGCCAGAUCGGCUGAAGACUUUGCUUACCGACAUGCUUGAGAAGAUCCCCCUUGGAGAAUUUAAGGUACCCAUACUGGGGGUCUAUCAGAAUGUAUCUGCCGGUACGGACAUCGUUGACUACAUCCAGAAGCACAUGAAAGCUUCAAGCGUGGGAUAUGCGGAAAAGAUUGGUCAAGACCUGGUAGAUCGUGGAUUCCUGCGGCUGAUUGGCAACAUGGGAAACACAUUCGCCAACAGUUCGCGAAUGAAGUAUCAGUGGAAGACAAGAGUGUUCCAGAUCACUGGGGUGCCGGAGAAGAAGAAGCCUCUCGGCAGGUCGAUAACGGGAUCAUCGCAAGACGGUAUCCUCGAAUCACCCACCAUCGGCAACAUCACGGAAGCCAUACAAGGAUGGAAUCCGUUAAACAACCCUCAUCCUAAUGAGACUCCGGCUGAGCGGCUAAAGCGUGAAGCAAAGGAAGCAGAUGAGAAGUACAAGGCGGCUGUACGCAAGCUCGAUCUACUACGAUGCAACCUGGAGGAGUCGAUGAUGGACCAUUUGAAGUUUCUUGAACGAUGCGAGACCGACAGGUUGAGAGCAAUCAAGUCGGUUAUCUUGGAUUUCUCGGGUGCUAUUAGCAAUAGCAUUCCUUCCUUCCAGAGUCAAGUCGACCAUAUGAUGCUCUACCAGGAGACAAUACAGCCAUUGGGAGACUUAAGGUACUUGCUUGAGAAUUACAGAACAGGAGCUUUUGUGCCAAAAGUGGUGCCAUAUGAGAACUACUAUGGCAGCGUUGAAGACCAAACAUUCGGCGUCGAUCUAGAAGCGAGAGCAAGGGCGGACAGGAAGAGGGUCCCAAUCAUUGUGACUUCGAUACUGACAUUUCUGGAUAGCCACUAUCCAGAUCUGGAGGGCGAUGAAGCACGGAGAAACGUUUGGCUGGUGGAUGUUCCGCUGGCAGCGACGCAUCAUCUAAGAAACCAGAUAAAUAAUGGUGCUCCAGUGCCCAGAGAGAUCCUCGAGAAGUACGAAGUACCCAUUGUCGCCAGUGUGCUCAAACUGUACCUCCUUGAAUUGCCUGAUUCACUUGUCUCAUCCCAAGUUUAUGACAUUAUCAAGACUAUAUACGCUACAACCUCCGAUGCCGCACCAAAUCCAAUCUCGACUGAUGCGGUGGACUCGGCACCGCGGAUCAAGGUUCUACAAUCCACACUCGGCCAGCUUCGUCUCAAUAAUAUCGCUACACUCGAUGCUCUUGCCACACAUUUCACACGACUAAUUGACCUCACUUCUGCUGACGAAGCCUACGUUACCGCCCUUGCUCAAUCCCUGGCUCCUUGUAUACUUCGUCCAAGAACUGAGAGUUCGCUUACCUUGGAAGAACGACAUGCGUAUCGCCUAAUUCGAGACUUGUUCGACCACAAAGAAGCCAUCUUUGGCGAACUCAAGCGCCAAUCUUCUACAAGUAUGUCAACCCGCCAAAGAGUCGUCAGCACGAACGAUGAGCGAUCAAGAAGAGCAAAUAUGGAAGAGCGAGCACGGGCCAUCACUGAACAACGACAACGAGACAAGAGCCCUGGCCCCGCGAAUCGCCAUAGACGGGACAAGAGUACCGAUGGCAGCCUUGGACGUUUUCCCGUCGUUGCUAGCCCAAGGCCUGAUCAUGGACGAAGUGUAAGCGGCAUCGGUCUACCCUCGAAACGGGCAAGCCUAGAGGUUCCUGGUAGUAAUGAGAGCUCGCCGGUUCAAGCUCGAACCCAGAAUCAGUCCGCGGUGGAUAGGAACUCAGUGUCCAUUGCCCAACCGAACGCAGGCAUAAACGGUCAGGGCCGCAAACCGGAAGAAGCAUCACCAGAUAUCUUGAAUUUGCCGAGCACAUUUUCAGGUGGCGGCCCGGGACCGCACAUUCCGCCGCCGUUAGAUGAUGACAGCCAGGACUCGGAUUCCGGGCCCCAGCCAACGCCGAAAGAUGCAGAUGGAGGGUCAAGGGUAGGUAGCCUGAAAAGAACUGCCGGGGGCAGUGGACGAAAACCAGUCGGAGGAGGAGGAAGUCUGAGUAGACGGAGCUACCAGGCCUAUGAGGGUCAUCCAGGCCAAAAUCAGAGCCAGGGAGUCCAAUUGACGGACAGGCCCAUGGACGACUUCUCAUGA
Molecule: messenger RNA, 2775 nt
Organism: Exophiala spinifera
Lineage: Eukaryota; Fungi; Ascomycota; Eurotiomycetes; Chaetothyriales; Herpotrichiellaceae
Exons: 3
Coding region: 1-2775 (924 amino acids)
Biological process (GO): small GTPase-mediated signal transduction; cytoskeleton organization
Cellular component (GO): cytoplasm; cell division site; division septum
Molecular function (GO): GTPase activator activity
Source: RefSeq, a predicted model, not a curated record